CGUCUCCCUAGUAAAUGUUCCACAUUACGUAAAUUGUAAAGAAGAAGAUGGAUUCUGUGGUCAUAAUCUUAACGCAGAGGAACUGACUUUUGCGUGGUAUUUUUUUUUAAUAAAAAAUAAUUAUGGAUCCGAUCGAACCAUUUACUAUUGACAUUGAUGGUAGUGAUGAACCUUUAGUUAAAACUAAACAAGAGAUUACACAUGACACAACUGGACCACCAGGAGUCCUUACAGAGUUGCUCAAAUUUAAGCAUUCAUUAAGAGCUAGAUAUGAAAAGAAAGAAGAACCCAAAUUAAUUUUGAAUGUAGAUGAAACGGAACAAGUUUUAGAAGAGCUUGGAUGGAAUCAUCAAAAAGAUAGCUCUAAGGAGUGUCGGAGGAAGAAGAAUGCAGACGAUUUGACAAUUAAUAUCCAAAAACAAGAAGCCCAACUGAUACUACAGAAAUCGGUAGUGCUCAAGUCUGGAUUUGAAAAGCUCCAGGUUGUUCCACCUUAUGAAAUUUCUAAACGAAAAGCACUAGAGGAAAGACGGAAAGAAAGGGAAAAAACAAAAGGCAAAAAAUGGUUUGGUCUUCCCGCAACUGAAAUUACCGAGGAUGUCAAACUUGAUUUAGAAAUCCUACAAAUGAGAUCUGUGCUAGAUCCCAAGCGUUUUUACAAAAAAAAUGAUUUAAAGGUUUUGCCUAAAUAUUUUCAGAUCGGUAAAGUUCUAGACUCACCUUUAGACUUUUAUAACAACCGUUUAUCUAAGAAGGAGCGCAAAAAGACACUUGUUGAUGAACUUUUAGCAGAUGCAGAAUUUCAGAAGUACAACAAAAGAAAGUAUAAGGAGAUUAUAGAAGAAAAACAAAAAACUCAUUAUAAGGCAUGGAGACAUGCUAAAAGGUUAAAGAAAAAGAACUAGUUUUUAAUAUAUUUA
Molecule: messenger RNA, 920 nt
Organism: Cylas formicarius (sweet potato weevil)
Lineage: Eukaryota; Metazoa; Arthropoda; Insecta; Coleoptera; Brentidae
Product: deoxynucleotidyltransferase terminal-interacting protein 2
Exons: 4
Coding region: 123-905 (260 amino acids)
Biological process (GO): RNA processing
Cellular component (GO): nucleolus
Molecular function (GO): RNA binding
Source: RefSeq, a predicted model, not a curated record